This is a messenger RNA of Micropterus salmoides (largemouth bass), 1265 nucleotides long. RefSeq lists its product as uncharacterized. Lineage: Eukaryota; Metazoa; Chordata; Actinopteri; Centrarchiformes; Centrarchidae. Gene Ontology annotation, cellular component: mitochondrion. Gene Ontology annotation, molecular function: protein-lysine N-methyltransferase activity. The record is from RefSeq and is a predicted model, not a curated record. The transcript has 6 exons. Gene Ontology annotation, biological process: positive regulation of proton-transporting ATP synthase activity, rotational mechanism; regulation of mitochondrial ATP synthesis coupled proton transport; peptidyl-lysine trimethylation.
GUCUGUCUCUACAGAUUAUAUUUUGUGCUAGAAUUUAACAACCGUACCAAAGCCGCACGCUGUAGUGUGUAUCAUAUGCAUAUGUAGGUUAACUACCCAUUAGUUCGUUAACUUUUAAAUCUCUUUGCACCGAUUUGGUCCUGAAUCAGAACUCCAAAAUUGUCUUUGAUCGUGUUUGAAUGCUGCUUUGGGGUCAUUUUUGGUGGUGGCGCUCCUCUUGUCAAGGCCUCGUGAAAAAUCUUUUGGUCGGUUGAUGAGCAGAGCUGGUGUUCAGAUACAGUUUCAUUAAGCAUAAACGAAGUAAACAAAACUUUUCUAGAGGUUUCUGCAUGGGAAAAGGCCACUGUGGCACCAUCUGCUGUUGGAAAAGCCAAAUUGGACAGUUUUCAAUGGAGGACUCCAUUGAGGUGAUUCUGCAAGACCAUGGAAGAUUCCUUUCUACCAAAAGACCCCAUCCCGUUGUGUCGGCCGGCCUAGGCGCUCUGCUCACAGGCUUGUAUGGAGUAUGGAGCGUGUUUACUAUGCCUGGCUUUCGCAAAAUCCCAUGGAACCUCAAGGUUCCUUAUUUGCCCUCCAGCAAAGAUCAGACGCUGAACGUCAUGAAGCAGCUUGAGGGACGAACUGGUCGCUUGGCAGAUCUGGGAUCAGGAGAUGGGAGAUUGGUGUUUGCGGCCUCUGCUGCUGGUCUUCAGUGCACAGGGUUUGAGAUAAACUCUAUUUUGGUGGCCUAUGCCAGGAGCAAGGCCCGCUGGAAAGGAGUGCCCUCCAGCCAGGCAACCUUUGUAAAAAAAGACUUCUGGAAGGUAAGACCUACAAACUGAUUAUCUGCAUACAAUAAUGUGACAGCUUUCCUUGCUCCGGGAGUGAUGGAUUUGCUGGGUGAGAAGCUGUUGAAGGAGCUUCCCGAUGACGCGCGUGUCAUCGCUUGCCGUUUUUCUUUCCCCAACUGGCCCCAACAUUCGUCUGUCGGCUCCGGUCUCGACCAGACUUUUGCCUAUGACAUCAGCAGCGUGCGCUCACGCCUGGGAAAUGUACCGUACUCAGUGAUGCAAUAAGUCUGAGUCUCUGGGUUAUUUUUGUUUGUUUUCCAGCACUGUCAUUCUCAACAGCACUAAACCCUCUAGACACUUCCGUUUUCAGAGACCAGAAAUUAAUAAAACUGUGUUUUGUAUUUAAAGGGAUACCAGACCAAUGAAAACAGAUUUUUUAGCAGGUAAUUAUAAAAAUGUUUGGGGAAAUAAAUUGGUGAUAUAUCUGUCAUUUAU